AUGAGUCAUAUUCUUCCUAACGCUGAAUACUCUAUGCCUGCUGCUUUCAGUCAAGCUGCUCAUGCCGUUGCUGUACCAACGUCCUCUCUAGGUACGAUGUAUAAUAAUAAUACUAGCAUGAUGGUGGAUGAACAAGUUACCAAUAGUGCCGAAAGUUCUCAGGCACAACCACAAAGCGUAGCUGGGAUUGUACCCAUAAACAUUGUUGCUACUGUCAAUCUUGAUUGCAAACUUGACCUAAAGACCAUCGCCCUUCAUGCUAGAAACGCAGAAUAUAAUCCAAAGCGAUUCGCUGCUGUUAUCAUGAGAAUACGUGAACCUAAAACGACCGCACUUAUCUUUGCUUCGGGAAAGAUGGUGGUUACUGGUGCCAAAUCUGAAGACGACUCAAAACUUGCCAGUAGGAAAUACGCUCGUAUUAUUCAAAAACUUGGAUUUAAUGCAAAAUUUACCGAUUUCAAAAUUCAAAACAUUGUGGGUUCUUGUGAUGUGAAAUUUCCUAUACGUUUGGAAGGUCUAGCUUACUCUCACGGACAUUUUAGUAGUUAUGAACCAGAAUUAUUUCCAGGAUUAAUUUACAGAAUGGUAAAGCCCAAAAUCGUAUUACUUAUUUUUGUGUCAGGAAAAAUUGUUCUUACUGGUGCUAAAGCGAUUUAUCCCGUAUUAACGGAAUUUAGAAAGCCUUAA
Messenger RNA from Diversispora eburnea, 687 nucleotides. The record is from the annotation of a GenBank genome assembly. NCBI's taxonomy places the organism in Eukaryota, Fungi, Glomeromycota, Glomeromycetes, Diversisporales, Diversisporaceae.